This is a messenger RNA of Drepanopeziza brunnea f. sp. 'multigermtubi' MB_m1, 4077 nucleotides long. Lineage: Eukaryota; Fungi; Ascomycota; Leotiomycetes; Helotiales; Drepanopezizaceae. The record is from RefSeq and is a predicted model, not a curated record.
AUGCUUCUCACCAACCCCCAAAUCCAGACUUUGGUAGUCAUUGAGCGCACGACCGCUUCAAUCUCUGUGUUCUCGACUCUUCUCUUGAUCAUCACAUUCAUUCUCUUCAAACCCUUCCGGACUCUCUCUAAUACUCUCAUCUUCUAUGCCUCUUUUGCCAACCUCUUCGCCAAUGUUGCUGCGCUGAUCGGAGGUUCCGCUCUCACGAACAUCAAUGGCGCACUUUGCCAAUUCCAAGGAUUCCUGCUUGAGAUGUUCAUGCUAUCCGACCCUCUUUGGUCCUGCGCCAUGGCAUUCAACGUCUACCUCGUCUUCUUCCAUCGCUACGAUGCCGAUCGCCUGAAAGGACUGUAUUGGCUGUACGGUGCCAUGUGUUACGGCAUUCCCUUCAUCCCAGCAAUGUUUUGUCUCUUCUACAAGACGAAGGAGAAGGGUCGUAUGUACGGUAACGCAACUCUCUGGUGCUGGAUAGACAAUGACUGGGCACCCUUUCGUAUCUACGUCUACUACGCCCCUAUCUGGAUUUCCAUCCUCGUUACUUUUGGAUUAUACCUUCGUGUCGGAGUCGAGAUCUUCCAGAAAAGGUCUGAACUGCACAAGGCAGGGUAUGACCCGAAUUAUGUAUCUAGAACGAUGAGCUCGAACAACGACACCAGAACCGCUGAGAACCACCAACUCCCAGCCAUCGCACCCUUCUCCGGCCUCCGCACCACCGAAAUCCAAACCGAGCUUCGGGCUGAACGUUGCGGCGGCGCUGGUGUUGCCGCUGCAGGGCUUCUGGAACGCGGUCAUCUACUUCUGGACCAGCUCGGGGGUGUGCAGGGAUUGCUGGAGGACUUCCGAAGCCGGGAUUCGGGGGAUUCGGACGAAGCCGGGAUUCGGAGAGCAGAUAAUCUGUAUCAAGUAGGAGCCCAAACGAUACCCAGGCUAGGGAAUAGACUUGCCACGAGUAACCAGCCACUGGCAUGGAGAGUACAGAUAGGCAAAGUAUGGAGACGUAUAUUUAAGUCUUGGGGUAGUUCUAAAAGCCCGAGCCCUCCAGAACACGUACAGCCUCGUCCCUGCAGACAGAUGCCAUCUCGCGCUACAUUCAAAACUCUCUCCCCGACACCCCAUACCCAGUCUGACCAUGAUACUGCUAUAGAAGGCAGAGGUUUCCCACUGUCUGCCUAUCCUCCCUCCUCCUCAACCCAUGGGCCCCAAGACCAAAAGAACGACAGCAACAACAGCAGCCUCGACCUCGACCCCGACUCUGACGCUGCCCUCCUCCGACGACACAGAGAGGCCGACGAUGAGGUGGAGCCCCAUAGCGAAUACCCCAACCCCUUCCGAUCAUUCUUAGGACUGAUGUCCAAGGUGCCGCUGCUGCUGCGCUCUGCGCCGGGCUUUGGGACGGGCUCGUAUGGCGCCGUGCCCAUCGGCGCGUCGCCGGAUGGGAGCGACGACGACAUCGAUGAUGUGAGGACGAAGAAUUACAGAAGGGAACGUUCGGGCCUGAGGAAUGCUCUCAGUUCCGGGACCUUGAAGACAAACAGGUCGGGAUGCUCUCAGCGCAAGUCCCCGAAUGCGAGGCAUCUCUUGAGUUCCGACGACGAGGAGAGCGAGGAUCAUCCCAUGCUGGAAAGGAAGCCAAGCAAGGGAAUUCCGAUACCAGGCACCGAGCAGGAACAGCCUUCAGACUCGUCCGAGGAUGCAAUAAACGACGCCGACGGUUCGACCACCGACGACGAAGACCCCCCAGACAACUCGGCCUACGCCCAGGUCCGGGCCUCUGUCUCUGCAGUAGACAACACGACCCUGUCGAUCAACACCCCCCGGAUGUGGGUGCUCUCCCUCCUCUUCGCAGUGCUCGGUUCCUCCGCGAAUCUUUUCUUUUCUUUACGAUACCCCAGCGUCUCUAUUACGCCCGUUAUUGCAUUGCUACUUGUCCAUCCCCUCGGUCUAUUAUGGGACCGAAUAUUGAAACGACGAGAUGACCCCAGCGAGGAAUUUUUGGAUGGAAUUAGAGUUGCAAGCGAGACGAGUUACGAAAACAACACAUACCGGCAGCCAGACGACGGGAGACUUAGACGCCUACGCUUAUGGCUGGGCCAAGGGAGGUGGAACGAGAAGGAGCAUACCUGUGUGUAUAUCAGCAGCAAUAUUUCCUUCGGGUUUGCCUUUGCUACGGAUGUGAUUGUGGAGCAGACGCAUUUCUACAACCAGAAAGUCAGCAUCACAUACCAGCUGCUUCUUACCCUGUCAACGCAGAUCCUGGGAUACACUUUUGCCGGACUUACCAGGAGGUUCUUGGUCCGCCCGGGAGGCAUGAUCUGGCCGGGGACCUUGAUGUCAGCGUCCAUGUUUACCACUUUGCACAAAGAGGAGAACACGAUUGCGAAUGGCUGGAAGAUUACGCGGUGGAGAUUCUUCUUCAUUGUGUGGGCGGGCUCGUUCGCCUUCUACUUCCUCCCAGGACUCCUCAUGCCAGCAUUGAGCUAUUUCUCGGUCGUGACAUGGUUCUUCCCCAAGAAUGUGGUGGUAGCCAAUCUCUUUGGGGUGGCUUCAGGACUCGGAGUGUUUUCAGUGACAUUCGACUGGGCCCAGAUUGCCUACAUCGGCUCUCCGCUUCUCACUCCAUUCUGGGCGGCUAUGAACGUCAUGGGAGGUCUGGUCAUUUUCAUGUGGAUCCUGGCGCCUCUCGCAUAUUACAAGAAUCUGUUUUUCUCGUCUCAUAUGCCGAUCAUCUCUUCGGCCGUUUUCGAUAAUACCGGCAAUAUUUACGAUGUCAGUAGAAUCUUGACCCCAGACUUCCUUUUCGAUAGUGAAGCGUAUCAUAAGUAUAGUCGAGUGUAUCUACCCAUCACGUAUGCCCUCAGCUACGGAUUACAGUUCGCUGCUCUGGCAUCUCUGCUGUCACACACUGCAUGUUGGCACGGGAAGGACAUUUGGAAGCAAUGGAGCCGAUCUUUGAAGGAAGUUGGAGGGGAGUCGAAGACCACCUACAAGCCAGUGAAUGGGCACGAAGGUGCUAUCCAUGGACGUCUGAGGAGAUCCGCCUCGAAUUUAGACAAUAUCAUCAGUCAGGAGGAUGUCCACAACCGACUGAUGAGAAGGUACAAAGAUGCACCGAUGAGUUGGUACCUCAUGACGUUUGUGAGCAUGGCCGCGGUGGGCAUGUUCGUGGUUGAAUACUACCCGGUCCAUCUCCCAUGGUAUGGUCUUCUUCUUGCCCUUGGAAUCUGCUCCAUCCUCUUCAUCCCAAUUGGUAUUGUAAUGGCCAUCACGAACCAGCAAAGCAGUAUAUACUUGGUCUGCCAGCUCGUUUGCGGUGCUGUCUUUCCCGGGCGCCCAGUAGCAAACAUGGUGUUUGUGACUUACGGCUACAUCUCAUCCACUCAAGGAUUGAAAUUCUCCGCCGAUUUGAAACUCGGCCACUACAUGAAAAUUCCACCCCGCACCCUCUUCACAGUACAGGUUGCCGCCACAGUCGUGUCUUCCUGCACCCAAAUCCUCGUUCUAAACUGGAUGUUCGCAAAUGUGCCGAAUAUCUGCACACCAGAAGCAGCCAACGGCUUCGUCUGUCCUUUCGCGCGUGUACAUUUCAACGGAAGCAUCCUCUGGGGCGCCGUGGGUCCCAUGGAAUUCUUCGGCCCCAACGCCACCUAUCACUCUCUGGUUUGGGCCUUCCCCAUCGGCGCCAUCGCACCCAUCAUCCUCUGGCUCUACGCUCGCAACCGUAAGGGCUCUAUCUUCCGAAAAAUCAACCUCCCCGUCCUCCUCGGCUCCCUCACCUGGAUCCCGCCUGCGACCGGCCUGAACUUCUCCGUCUGGGCGCUGGUCUGCUACCUCUUCAAUCAUGUGAUCAAGCGCAGGGCAGGAAAGUGGUGGGCCAAGUACACGAUGACAUUGAGUGCGGCUUUGGACUCUGGAUUGGCAUUUGGCGUGGUGGUUGUUUUCUUCGGGUUUGUGUAUCCAGGACUGAUGGAAGGGUUUACAUGGUGGGGGACGGAGGUGUACAAGAGAGGGUGUGAUUGGAAUGCUUGUCCUUACAAGGCUGUGCCUGAGGGGCACCAUUUUGGGCCGGAUACUUGGUAG